GAGUGCAGGCAGUAUAUGCUAAUGGGACAAAGAGCAAGCGUUUGAAUAAAAGAAAAUAUUGCUUCUUUUGUUUCGCUUGCUUUUUUAGCUGUGCAAAUAUUUGCGUGAAAAAUUUGAGUGUCGGCACGGGAAUUAUCUCAGCUUUCGAUGCUGGCGAAGUCUCUAUGAACCUGUCGUUAUGAAGUUGACCACCGUCUUCAUAGGUACCGUACAUCGGCAAUAGGCUAGCAGGGAGAAACUUUGCUGAGGUCUAUGGGAUGGUGCUCCCUUGUGUAUGAGCGUGUGUGUGCAGGCAAUUGAAUAACCUCCCAUUCUUAAACGUGUAGCUAGGUGCCACUGAUGGUACGCUUUUUGGCGCCAAAUCCUUUCUAAACUAAAUUCGAAAUUUAUGGUGAUACUAUUCAACGUCUAACGCUUUACCAAACAUAAGCUCAAUCAAGAACAUGUCUCUUAAACGGAAGUCCAUCAACGAAGUACAUCUCGGCUCAGUUUUAAAAGGUUGAUUGUUUCGAGACAGUGCCGGAAUUCGGUUAUCGAGCAACCAUCGUUUCGAGGUUGUGCCCCGGUUCGCCGGGCGCUGUCACUUUGUGCCGCCCGAGCUGUCUGUUGUUUACACAACUGAAAGGGGUGUUCCUUUCAGCAUUCGUCAGUCUAAUCCGUUUGUGAAUCUGUAUGCUACAGCCGAACUUGGCCUCGUAUACAGCCGACUGCGGCCUACCCGUCGAGCUAAGCGACUAGGCCAUACUGGCUGAUCUAACCGAAAUUUAGCUGCCCGUUGCUCCUCUCGAACCAAUAUGAUGACCAGCUCAAUGUUUUUAAUACCUUUUCGAGAAUGAAAUUGGCAAUUUUAAGACUGGUAAUAGUAUUACCAGUAGUAGCUGCUAUUGGCGCUUUGGCAACUGGCAAUAAUGGAGCGUUCGGAAUAAGUUAUAACGGCAAUGUCUCAGUCGGAGUGUAGCUCGAAAAGGAGAGAGGAGUUUCACGCGGAACAGAACGAACGAAAAAUCCGUGCUACCUCACCGUCGUGCUUUGUUGUUGUCUAAUGUGCCCUGGCCAAUUUUAGGAAGCACUUAUACGCACGCACUUUUACCAGCAGCCAUGGCGACUAUGACUCGAUCAAUGAACGUCUCCCAACAGAAGUUCGCGGAAAAGUUAACCAUCCUUAAUGACCGUGGGAUAGGAAUGCUAACACGAAUUUACAACAUUAAGAAGGCAUGUGGAGAUGCAAAAUCUAAACCAUCAUUUCUAUCAGACAAAAGCUUAGAGUCGUCAAUCAAGCAUAUUGUGAGACGAUUUCCAAACGUCGAUAUCAAAGGUUCGUCUGCUCAGCUUACUCCCGUCUUCCAAAUCAAGCAAGAAAUCGUCAAAAGCUUGUCUCUCUACUAUUAUACGUUCGUGGAUCUGCUUGAUUUUAAGGAUCAUGUAAACGACCUUUUGACGCAUCUGGAUAUGUUCCUAAUGGCACCAAAUAUCUCCUUAAAUUUCGACCUGACGAAAGCGUAUUUAGACCUCAUUACCACAUACGUGAGCUUACUGAUACUGCUUUCACGCGUAGAGGACCGCAAAGCCGUUCUUGGAUUGUUUAAUGCAGCCUACGAAAUAAUACAUGGCCAGUGUGAUCAGAGCUUUCCUCGGUUGGGUCAGAUGAUUGUCGACUACGACCCACCUCUCAAAAAAUUAUCAGAUGAAUUCGUGCCACAUUCGAAGAUGCUGUAUAAUGUGCUCUCUUCACUUGUACACGUGUUUCCGCGGCGAAACUUGACAGCAGAUGACUGGAGAAAAAACUACCUGUUGAGUCUUAUAGCACAGCCGAACAACAUGUUAACACCUUCGCAGACGGAGACAAUCGCCUGCGAGUACCUUUCCCUUGAAUCGAUGGAACGCUGGAUUAUAUUCGGCUUUCUGCUCAUUCAUCCGUUUGUCAAUCAACAGCAAGGUCCCGCAAACAAACUGUUCCUUGCGGCACUCAAUAACGGCUGGGUAGUCACACUGUUUCGUGACGAGGUUCUUCACGUUCACGCAUACGUCCAGCAGUUCUUUGAAGGAAUCAAGGGCUACAACAAAAAGUUGACAGAAAUUAAGGACAGCUACAACACCGCAGUUCAGCAGGCACCCUACAUUCAUCGAGAAAGACGAAAGUUCCUUCGUUCGGCGCUGAAGGAGUUGGGCCUCCUGUUGUCCGAGCAGCCAGGUCUGCUAGGUCCCAAGGCGCUCAUCGUCUUCAUGGCAUUAUCUAUGGCUCGCGAUGAGGUAACUUGGUUGCUGCGACAUAUGGAUAACCCGCCACAAAAGGCAGCCAAUAAACAGAAGAAUCAAACAAACGACGAUCUUUUAGAUCGACAAUUACCCGAACUUCUGUUCCAUAUAGAAGAGCUCCGGGGACUCGUGCGGAAAUAUAAUCAGAUCUUCCAGCUGUACUUCAUCCAGUACCUUGCAGGUUUCGACGCGACUGCACUCAAUAUAAUCCUGUCUAAUAUGCAAAGUCUUCCCGAAGAAGACUCGCUGGUCUUGUCUUCAAUUUGCCAAACAAUUUCAUCAAUGAGCGUUAAACAAGUGGAAGAAAAAUGCGUAUUUGACUUGAGAGGCCUUCGAUUAGACUGGUUUCGUUUGCAAACUAAUGCCGCUUCAUCGAAGUACACACUCAACCUCGAAGGACGCUCGGAUCUUGCCAUACUCAUGAACACGAUCGUUUUUCACACGAAAAUGGUCGACUACCUUGAUAAAGUCCUUCAAGAGACCUCGGACCUAUCCGUUUUUUGUUUCUUCAACCGAGCCUUCGAAGACCAGUUUCACCAGUGCCUCGAGUUUCCUGCACAAACCCGUUACGUCGUGGCCUUUCCGCUAAUUUGUGCACACUUCAUCUCGUGCACACAUGAAUUGUGUCCUGAAGAGCGCUAUCACAUCGGUGAUCGUUCGGUAACUAUGGCGAACGCAUUCCUCGAUGAGAUGGCCAAAGAAGCCAAAAAUAUUAUUACCACCAUUUGCGACGAACAAUGCUCAUUGUCUGAUCGACUUUUAGCAAAACAUGCGGCCCAACGUAUUGCGCACAUGUUGCAUCGAAGAAAACGAGAGAAGAAAACUGCCAAAAAUGGCCCGCCUUUACCUGAACCAGAGGAGCCUGGCAUUGAGAGCUAUCGAAGGACAAGGCUAGAGCUAUCCACGAUGGACAAAUUGCACAUGGCUUUGACUGAAGUAUGCUACGCUAUUAAUUACUGUCCGACCAUGACGAUAUGGGAGCACACGUUUGCACCUCGUGAAUACCUUGCCAGUCAAUUAGAAAUACGCUUCGCUAAAGCUCUCGUUGGUAUGGUGAUGUUUGACCAGGAAUCGGGUGAUAUUGCCAAACCCAGCGAACUGCUGAGUUCUGUUCGGGCUUACAUGAGUGUUCUCCAAGGCAUCGAAAAUGUUGUAUCCAUCGACAUAACGCGCGUCUUCAACCAUGUUCUUCUGCAGCAAACCCAAACGCAAGACCGUAACGGGGAUAAGACGAUCACGUCCCUAUUUACUACGUGGUAUCUUGAAGUGCUGCUACGCAGAGCCACUGCGGGACACAUUGUCUUUUCGCCGUUCCAGAGAUCAUUUGUUACAAUCUCGCAGGAUCCUCAGAUUCCAUACACAGCUGAGGAGUACUCCGACGUCAAUGAACUUCGGGCUUUGGCUGAGUUGUUAGGACCGUACGGGAUCAAACAUCUAAAUGAAAGCCUGAUGUGGCAUGUUGCCUCUCAGGUAUCAGAGCUCAAGAAAAUCGUUGCACAAAAUCGCGAUGUGCUCGCCGAGCUUCGGUCGAGUUAUGACAAACCGGAUAAGAUGCGUGAACUAGCAAAAGGCCUGCAGAUGGUUGAUAGCGUUUUACAGCGAAUGACGAUCGUCGGCGUAAUAUUGUGCUUCCGUGAGCUAACUCAGAAUGCUCUGCACGACGUUCUCGAGGAUCGUAUCCCGUUUUUGCUUAGCUCCAUCGAGGACUUCCAUCAAGGUGUGCAAAACAAUUCGAAUCCCGCAAAUCAACUUGCCAGUCUCAGUGUAUCCGAGAUGGCUGUAUCAGGUGGUCUAGAAUGUCGCGUCGAUCCCGCACUCGUACAGGCGCUCCGUCAGCAUGCAAAGAAUGAGGGACCUGAUGAGGAGUAUCAAUUAGCGUGCCUGCUGAUGGUGUUUUUAGCAGUCGCAUUACCCCGAUUGGCCCGCAGUGAAGCGUCGUUGUAUCGACCACCGCUUGAAGCACACCAAAAUAACAUCCACUGCUUGGCUCAAGCCAUCAAUGGCCUCGCAGGAGCUCUGUUCACGCUCUGUGGACAGGGCGACAUUGAGGAGAGAUUAAAAGAGUUUCUGGCGCUUGCCUCGUCGUCAAUGCUCCGACUAGGGCAAGAAGCAGAUAAGGAGGCUAUUCGCCACCGCGAAUCGGUCUAUAUCCUACUUGACCUUAUUGUGCAGGACUCACCUUUCUUGACUAUGGACUUGCUUGAGUCUUGCUUUCCCUACGCGCUCUUACGAAACGCCUAUCAUGCUGUCUACAAGCCGGAUGCCAUGAUCGGCCACGUACCUGCGUAAAUCCUUUAUUUACUUGGUGCGAUAGAGACGAUCACGGAUGCGGAGACAAGAGGAAAAAAUUGUAAGAGAAAUACGAAUCAUACAAGUACCGCUAGUCCUGGCGCUCAAAUACAGAUGAACAUGAACAUUAUCUAGGUGUGCCGCUUAAUCUUUGAAGUUACCUUACCGGAAAUAGGUUGGUAGCCAGACAUCAUACUCGAUCGUUUUUUAUACUUGAUGACUUGGUGCCGAAACGAGAAUCAGCAUCUAAUUGCCCACAUCGACCUAGACCUUUGCUUCAGUCGAUAGGAAAGUUUAGCAGAAAAGGGUACGCGCAUGUUCAUAAUUGGGACAGAGCAAGAAAUGCUAUGGAGAACCCUACGGAAAUGCCAUCAAGCAUGGAGACGCAGACGGUAAAAAACGGCGAGAAAUGAGUCGAGCUUUGAGUAGAUAAUUAGGUAAUUCGGUAAUUCUUACACUUACGAUUAUUUCAUAAUGACACCUGUUAAAGUCGACUUUCGUACAAAAUACUUGCCAACCCAUGCCCGAAGAAUGAAUGGCUAGAAUCUGCAAAUUCGCAGAAGUGUAUCACACAACUGGCGCUAGCCGAUGUCACAGUAAAUACUAAUUGAAUAAUGUGUCGGCUAUUAGCUACACUGCUACUAAGUCAAGGUCCUACUUCAACACAUUACUUUAACGUUGAGUUUUAUCGCACAACAAUAUUGUGGACAAAGGAAGGAAAGAGUUCAUAAAAUGACACAGAAAACCUGGAAGGAGAAAAUUAAAGGAAAGUUUCGGAAAUAAGUUGUGUCGCAGCAGUAAUAUAAACGCACUAAAUAACGAA
This is a messenger RNA of Varroa destructor (honeybee mite), 5368 nucleotides long. It is a transcript of the gene Hem, whose product is annotated as Nck associated protein 1 Hem. The record is from RefSeq and is a predicted model, not a curated record. Gene Ontology annotation, biological process: cell projection assembly; neuron projection morphogenesis; cell migration. NCBI's taxonomy places the organism in Eukaryota, Metazoa, Arthropoda, Arachnida, Mesostigmata, Varroidae. Gene Ontology annotation, cellular component: SCAR complex.